This is a messenger RNA of Amoebophrya sp. A25, 4858 nucleotides long. NCBI's taxonomy places the organism in Eukaryota, Dinophyceae, Syndiniales, Amoebophryaceae. The record is from the annotation of a GenBank genome assembly.
UGGUGUUCGAAGCAAAAGCUUGCAUUCCGUUUUUCGGUUUGUCGUCAACUACUAUGAACAGAUUAUCGGUUAUAUUUUUUUUGUCGCCAUGUGGACUGGAGGCGAGGUUUUCGGUUGGCUUUUUCGUCAAGAAUUUGGUCGGUCUUCGUCAUGAGUUUUUUCGACCUUUGCUAAGAAUUUCAAUUGGUCCUCUGUCAAGAAUUUCGGUCCUCUGUCAAGAAUUUCAUUUUUUCGUGAAUCAUGAUUCGUCACAAAUUUCGGUUUUUCGUCAAUUGUCUCGGCCGCCACCCCAAAUCUCCUGACGUCGUCCUCAAUUUCAAAGUUGCAGUCGCAAAACGGAGUGUUUCCCGGUGUUCAUUCAAACGUCAUUUAGCUCUCUUCAGUAAAGCAUAAGCAUUUUUUUUUUCAUUUUUAACGGUAUCGUCUUUUGUAACUUCAUUGUUGCUCUUGGCUUGGUAGUCCCCCUGUGGCUGCACACAUUCGCCCGAGGAUACAGGUCAAACUGUGGACGGUGAGCCAAGUCCUAUCCUAUCCUUUUCAAGAUGUCCAUCUCCACGUCGUCGGGACCUGCGAUAGCAGGACUUGUGGGAGACUGGGUCGGGUCUAAGCUAAGGGGCAUUAACCUUUCGGAGUGGACAAACUUUGGGCCGAUUGCUGAAAGCUUUCGGCAGCACAUGGAAGAACGCAGGAAACAGGAGUUGAUACUUCGAGAUAAGUUAUGACCUCUAAAUCGAUUUGUUUGCACUAUGUACAUGAACCACAACCACAUUUAAUUCAAAAAAUUAGUAGGGAUUAGUUUUCCAGUGGACUCACACACUUGUCUAGGUGGCUGUUCCAAUACUUGUUUGAUAAAAGUCAGUCAUCAAUAACUCUCUCUAAAAACUCCCGAACAAGAGCCACAGCAGAACGAUUCGAACCCUUGCUCUGCUCCGCAAAGAUCAUUCGAGCAAAAAUUCUCAGACCCUGUUCCGGCAGAUAUGUUAUGGCUUCUAAAUUGUUAUAAUAGUACGCUUGAUUGCACGAAGAACUUAUUACUUCGAAAAUGAGGAUUUCAGAACGAAAGCUUGUACUUGUUCCUGUUUGAACCAUAAGCACACAACUUAGAAUCCUCGUCCUCUGUAUCGUCCUUUACAAAAACACCCUUCUAAUCAUGCAAUUUUUUCAGUUUCCACGUGGGCGAGUGAACCUUUUGAGGAGUCAAUUGGGAAGUUCUUUUUCGUCGCCGCCUCACGAAUCAGCGGAUCCCGGCGUGAGGGUCGCACUAGCAAGACGGUACGGAGAAACGCUUUCAGGGAAAGAUGAGAAGUUAUGGAAGGGGCUGAAUGAGUAGUCGUGUAAGUGAGGGAGCAGAGUCUAUUAGGUCAUUCAGGUACUAUCAAUAGGGUUUUUAGCAGUUUGUGAUCGAAGAUAGAUUUGAAUUCAUCCCCACAUAGUUGGUGAUCGAAGAUAGAUUUGAUGAAUUCAUCUCAUCUAUCAUCAUCAUCGUCUGCACAUGUAAAAAUGUUUGUUAGGGAUCUUCAGAUGAAAUCCUUGCGCUAAAACUCAAUCCAGACUUGGCUUUUUACACUGCCGCAGAAAGAGCUGGGAUGCGAACGCCGGUUUUAGGUCGCUCUGAGAAACCUCAAGACUACUGGAGGAAGUUCCCCAAAGUGAAGCACAACCCACACAGAAUGGGACUGAUGUACUAUAAUUGAAUUUGAUUUCUUAGUCUUAGUUUUUUAUAGUAGGGUCGAUCAUGGUCAUGAUGACGUAAGUACAUGAUAUAGGAAGAUCGAUCAUGAACAUGAUUGAUGUUCAUGAAGUACUUGGGAAUGAUCUUAAUCUGUUUGUCAUCAUGUUGGCUCUGUGAUAUUGUCAUCCGUAGAGAAGAAUCGUCUUGUUUUGUUCUACUACAGCGUGGUCAUGACUUACAAAUUCUUAUGAUUGACAAUCAGAGGGAGAGACUCUCUCGAACAAGCUUCGUGUUGAAAUACUAUCAAUGAAUUCUCAACUACGACCUAAUAUUUUUUCCCCCACCAGGACUGGCGACGUCAGCGAGGACAGCGAAGACAUGGAGGACCCAAGUUGUGCAUCAGAAUCAUCGAACUAUUUGACAGCCUGUAGUGCUACACCUGCAGAGAACUCGCAAGACUUUUAUGAAGAUUAAAAGAAUAGGUAAAUUUAUUUGAAGUUUGUUCUAGAAGUUCUAGUGGAGGAUGACUAGAAAUAGAUGGAAUCGCUCACCGAGCUCGCAUGUGGUAGAAGAAGGUGUCAUGACUAGUACUAGUAGGAUUCUGAAGAUCCUCAAGAUUGUCAUCAUCUCUGGGUAAGUACCAAAACUAUGAUUGAAUACGAAUAGUAGAACUUAUUCUACCACCCAGCACGCGCUCCGUCCUGUCCCCACGUCUAAAUCAAGGGAUCCUACGAAGCUUCUUCCGAUGGGAGCCCACUUCCUGGUAGUUCGCAGACUUCGGGGAGCAUGCAUAUGCUGCAGACCUCAAGUGUGAAGGAGGCUGAGGACACCACUUCUACGCGGCUUUUCCUCACCACGACACCUGGGGAGUCAUCUUCUUGCAAAGAGUCAAAGCAUCCCUUGCUGGGUUCUCUAGAAGAAAAAAGGCUUGAUUUCGAUGAGGUUGAAGAUCUACUCGCGAAGCACUCGUCGGCUUCGAUAAAAACCAAGUCUGCCUCUGCGGUUGAAGACGAGCUUAAUAGCUACGUUCAGAAAACGACGAAUGCCAAGUCUUCGUCGGUGUUUUUAUGGAUGGGACUCAUUACUUUUUGAUAUAAUGGAGUUUUUGCUUGGUUCUUUCUGGCUCUACGAGUAGUUGAGAAUAUAGAAUCUCAGUGAAAUGGACCACUUACUUACCCCCGUCAACAUUGUGUGGCCGUGAGCGUGACGAGGCAUCCUAGGUAUCCUAUUCUAUCCUAUUCUAUCCUAUUCUAUCCUAUUCUAUCCUAUCCUAUUCUAUCCUAUCCUAUUCUAUCCUGUCCUAUCCUAUCCUAUUCUAUCCUAUUCUAUUCUAUUCUAUCCUAUCCUAUUCUAUCCUAUCCUGUCCUCUCCUGUCCUGUCCUAUCCUGUCCUAUCCUGUCCUAUCCUGUCCUAUCCUGUCCUAUCCUAUCCUAUCCUAUUCUAUCCUAUCCUAUCCUAUCCUAUCCUAUCCUAUUCUAUUCUAUCCUAUCCUAUCCUAUCCUAUCCUAUCCUAUUCUAUCCUAUCCUAUUCUAUCCUGUCCUCGCAGAUACUGAAUUCAAAUUUCAAAUUUCGUCUUGAAGACCAUCUAACAUCUCCAGAAGUAAAGAAAUCCCUAUCUCUUGGGUCUACGAGAGCUUCGACGACCUCCGGUGCCUUCCAACGCUAUGCUAAGCCCUGGACGGUCGGGGCUAGUGUCAACGACUUGAGUCCGAUUCUCGUCAAAAGGACUCAGUCGUUGGCUGUACUAGGUGGAGGCUGUUGUACCAGUAAGGGGAAGAAGGUGGAACUAGAAGAAGCGAAUCUUCACUGUCACAAGAUGGAGGAGGAGGAGGACGUCAAUGCAAAAGUUGGAGAUGAACCGCGACUUGUUGCAGAUGAAGAGGACAAGAAGAUGGACACCAGCGUCAGGGAAGUAAGGGAAGGGCAGGAGAGCAACGGUGAGGACCAUGGUAACAUCAACAACAGGUUCGAGAACGCAGGGGUAGGAAAACGACAGCAGCAUAAUGCCACAUCGCCAGACAGAUCUCUCCGCGCCGUGAAAAGAUCGAGACGCUAAGAUAAGUGGUACCAUAGGUUUUAAGCAUGUGAUAGUGGUUGUACGAAAAUGAAUUGAUGAGAACUUUUUUUGAUUAGUUCCAUCCCUUGCUGAACUAUUAUUUUUGACAGUAAAUACAAGGUUUUGAGCGAUGAAGGGAGAAGUUUCCGUACAGUAUACUGAAUUCUCAGUUGGUACAGUAUACUGAUUUCGAAGUUCCUCAACAAGUACCGCCUAGUGUUGGUCACCUUCGUACUUAGUCAUUUUACGUUAAUAAUAAGAAAUACUACCGCCCGGUGAUAGUGUGAUGAAUUUCGAGUAGACGAGUAUGCUGAAGUAACUAAAAAGUAUGAGUAUCAGAAUCAGACCUUCUAUAGAUUCAAAGGUAUCUAAGGGUGCAAGCUUGGAUCGAUUCUAAGAAACGUGUGCACAAGUGGAGCGACUCAGUGAACUUAAUUUUUAGAACUACUUUUGAUUUAUGUCCAGAUUGUGCUUGAUGUAUCUUUUCUCUGUGGGUCUUUUAGAGCCAAUCAUUCUUAUAACCUAAUUCUUUACCAAGUAGUACUAGAUCACAUAGGUUAACGUUAAAAAGUAUAGUAGAAUGCAAGAAGAGUAAUAGAGUUUAUCAUGAGUUGUAACGGGUCUUCGAAUCCUUUGUUGAAUUUUGCAGAACUUUGAAAAUUGAUAUGAGUGCACAUGCACGCGGUACAAUCUAUCCGAUCCAGGCAUUAGCCGGUACCCACCGAGGAGCCUUCCACGCUGCCUUCCAAGAUGAAGCGAAUCGUGGAGUCUGAAGAUUUUCAGAGUUGAUAAGUAGGAAAGUGCACUUGAAUGGAGCGGAUGAAAGGGUUUGCUGGCAGAAAAUCUAGGACAAAAAAAACGAGUUUUUUGUGAGGACUCUCAUGGUGUGAGCGAGUGUUGAGAUGAAAUUUCUCUUACAAAGUCCUGUGAAGCUUUAGUUCUGGCCCCCGAAUUCUCUGCCCUGCUACAGUAUGGUCCGAUUCAUUCACGAGUAAUUUGAAUCAAUCGGUUACGAUUAUCAGGUUCCUACUUAGAGAAAACUACAACAUUAGUCGAUGCCAUUUAGCACACUAAGAUGGCCCUCCUCGGAAGCAUUCCACCGAGACCUAGCCCGAAUGAUGUCUUGCUA